Messenger RNA from Aphanomyces astaci, 1299 nucleotides. RefSeq lists its product as hypothetical. The record is from RefSeq and is a predicted model, not a curated record. The transcript is spliced from 4 exons. NCBI's taxonomy places the organism in Eukaryota, Oomycota, Saprolegniomycetes, Saprolegniales, Verrucalvaceae. The coding region runs from base 47 to 850 and encodes 267 amino acids.
CGAUCACUUUAGUAUAAAUAGCGCCAACCCUUUCGAAACGAAACGUAUGAAGCACCAAGUGCGGCGUACGGCCGACCCCUCCGUUGCCGAAGCCAUCGAUGCCUUUGAACAUGGUCUGGGGCUGAGUAUCCGAGGCUUCAAGAAAGCCUGUGCCUUUGCCAAGAAAGAUGCGUCCUUGCAUUUGGACGCCGUGCGCACCGCGUUUGGCACUCCGUGCGCAUGUCCACAGGACUUUGUUCCCCCGCUCGACAACAACUCGGACCUCUCGUCUGACAUCAACAAGGGCAAGCAAAAUGAAACCAGACCAUCCACAAAGUCGUCGAAACCUCGACCUCAAUCUGCCGCCGCGAAACGAAGUGGACGGAAACCAACGAUCCCCGUGGAUUUUGUAUAUGACGUGGACGUCCGCAAGCAACUGCGAGCCGCCAUCGACGCCGAACGGAGGGACGUGCUCCAUGCCACCCAAGCCAGGGAAGCCAAGUUGCGAGAGGCGAACCAGUGGCUACCUAACUCUCGCCCCAAGCAAGAAAAGGUGGCGUGGUCCACCCCCCGGCGCAAGCUGCCGCCAUCGCCACGUGCUCCAUCGGUAAACGUGGAAGGUGCUAGUACGAUGACGAAUGCUGCUACUACGUUGGGUUCAAAGCAAGAUGAAGUCGUGUGGGAGCGACCGACUCCGAAGAAAGUUCGCCCCCAGUCGGCCGUGAAUCGACGCAAUCCUGUGGCGGACAACGUACAUUUCGCGUCGUGGCAGACGGGUAGCUACCAUAAAGAUGAGGACGCCGACCUCCUGCACAGUCGCAAGAGCAGCAGGCGGCGACAACACAGGUGCACGUAUCGUCAACAAGGAUAAACAUGAGAGAUGAGUCUAUUUGUUGGUGGCCGUUCGCAAAGGUGGCGCGACGAGAAUGACGACGUCCCCUCGCACAAACAGCAUCUCCACUUGACGUUUGGCCUGCUUGACAAUCUCUUCGUACGUUUCCUGGUCAAUCUCGACGCUCGUCACGGUCUCUUCCACGUCGCUCAGUACCAUGUUCAAAUGCUGGUCGUACGCCUGCAGCUUUCCCCGCAGCUCGCGCUCGCCACGGCACUUGACGUAGAUGACUUCGUCCAGACUGAGCUUGAUCAAGUCGAGAGGUUCCGUGAUCGUCGCCAUCUUGCUUGACGGUGGUGUGUGUGGAAGUGCUAGGAGUACGAGAUGUACGAUGUACGAUGUAUUGACAAUACGAACGGCUUGUAAUCGUACAAUCAUUCUACCAAUCAAAGCCGCCCAUUUUCAAAAUUCAAUCCAAGAAAGGGCGG